Molecule: messenger RNA, 1719 nt
Organism: Durio zibethinus
Lineage: Eukaryota; Viridiplantae; Streptophyta; Magnoliopsida; Malvales; Malvaceae
Product: transcription factor VIP1-like
Biological process (GO): regulation of DNA-templated transcription
Cellular component (GO): nucleus
Molecular function (GO): DNA-binding transcription factor activity
Source: RefSeq, a predicted model, not a curated record
UUUAAUGAAUUUUUUCUCAAAAAAAUGAAAAUUUCUUUUUUCGAUAAUGGAGUUUUUCUUAAAAAAUACUAGUAGUAUUUUGUUAAGUAGUCCUAAAAAAAAUUAAAAAUAAAAAAAAUUUAAAUGAAGGUCAAAAUACACUUAUAAAAAAGAAAAAUGAGAGAGAAAAAAGAUUCCAAUAAAUAAAUAAAAUAGAAAGUUUUCUUAUUAUUAUUAUUAUUAAAUUAGUUCAACCCUGUUGGUACGUAUAUCUCUUUUUUCAACUAACAACCCUUUAUCCUCCGCCCCAUGCUCUCAACUCGCUUAUAUUUCUCAGCACUUUUCAACUCAAAUAAUAAUUGAUACUAAAAAAUUAAUCUACUCCUCCGGACCACAGCUGCCGCCGUAUCUUCCGCCUAUUUCUACUCAAAAAAGAUGGAGAAAAAACUGCGUGUAGAGAUAGACCAAAUGCCUCCACGUGGAGCUCACCACAGGCGGGCGCACUCUGACACAACUUUCCGUUUCGACGAUCUUAUCCUCUUCGACCCUUCCGACCUCGAUCUUUCCUCCCUUGACCUCCCACCUUCCUCCUCCAAUCCCACUCCGCUACCCGUUACCCCCGUUCCCGCCGAUUCCUCCGACGACUCCUCGUCCAACGGCCACCCCCCUCGCUCCUCCCACAGUAACCCUAGGCAUAACUCUUCCCACCUCCGUAGUCUUUCUGUUGACUCUGAUUUCUUCGACGGAUUCGGGUUGACUGGACCCGCUAUUUCCGCAGGAGCUGGAGAUGAGAAAUUUGGCGGGAAAGGAGGGGUGGGAGAGAAGAGAGUUCACCAUAGACAUAGUAACUCGAUGGAUGGGUCGACUACGGCGUCGUUUGAGGUUGAGUCUUUGAUGACCGUUGAUGGUGUAAAGAAGGCUAUGGCUCCUGAUAGACUCGCUGAGCUUGCCCUUAUUGAUCCCAAGAGAGCUAAAAGAAUUCUGGCUAACAGGCAAUCGGCUGCGCGUUCAAAGGAGAGGAAGAUUCGAUACACGAAUGAGCUGGAGAAGAAGGUUCAGACUCUUCAGACAGAAGCUACCAAUCUCUCCGCACAGGUCACAAUGUUACAGAGAGACACUACUGGGUUGACCACUGAGAAUAAGGAACUCAAACUACGGCUACAGGCUAUGGAGCAAGAAGCACAGCUAAGAGAUGCUCUGAAUGAAGCAUUGAGGGAAGAAGUGCAACGGCUUAAGAUACAAGCUGGUCAAAUGUCGGCUAUGAAUAGAAAUCCUUUCAAUAGAGGACUACCUCCUCAAUUUUUACCCCACCAACCCACUCCACAUCACUUUGCUGUCCAGCAGACCAUCCAACAGCAGCAGCAGCUACAGAUGCCUCAGUCAUCCACCAACAACCAAACUCUCAAUGGACAGCGUCACUUGGAUUUUAACCAGAGGGCUUAGUUUCUAGUUUGAAGCUAAUGCUUGGAAAACAUAAGAAAAUUCGUUCAAGAUAGCAUCUUGUACAUGUAAGUAUGUGUAUGCCUUGCAGGUUAAGGUUGUGAAAGAGUGUCAGUCGGAUCAGUCCCUUUGUGUCAGUGUCACUUCACGUAUGGCUUUAUCACCAUUGGAGUAGAAAUGUAUUUCAAUGUGUUGUUUAGGGAGAUUAGGGUCUAAUUUUAUUGCAUAAUUGAUAGCUAAAUGAUGUUGUAACUAAUCUUUAUUUCUAUAGAAUAAUUAUCCACUGGAGAUGGUAUAUAA